CACACCCCAAGACCGCCAGCUCUGCCUGAUCUCUCACUGAAGUCCUACAUCAUAGGUCUAUAUCCUCUGCAGCACGGCCAUGAAAUGGGUGCUAAAUGCCAGAGUCCAAAGAGAGAAUAGCCCAGAGAACGACAGAGAUCCAUUCAUUUACACAGGACUUUGCUCCAGUUUGACUGUUGGGGUCAGCUCGAUGAAAGACCCCCCCACAACAUUCACACAGAAGACCUGAUGGAUUUGUCGCUUUUUUGUACAGAUGACUCUCUGCCAUCUUCAGAACCUCACACAGAUGGUCAAACUGAAGUUCUGGCACAUGAACUGGGUACAGAGACUCUGUCCAAAACCGCUGAGAAUAACACAAUUAACAUUACCACAGAGGAGAAACUAUCAGACUGUGAUAGAUCAAACUACUCAGCACACAGCAUUUCCUUUUGCCCAGAGGCUUCACAAAAGCCUGCUUCCAAGGGACCUUGUUGUCUGGAUCUGUCGGAACCAGAAAGUGAUGCAUUAUUUCCCGUUCCUGAGCUUUGCAAUGACUUCAUCCCUAUCCUGUCCAGCACAACAGAGUUUUAUGCAGGACCAGAAACAUCUCUGCUUCCACAUGAGCACAAAAUGAGAACUACUGAAUUCAACAAUUUAGAGAGUGUUGAGGUUUCAGCACCCCUGUCAGAUCUUUAUAUUUUUGAAAGUGAGACACAGGACUUUAUCAUCACCCACACAGCAAAUCCUCAUAAGAUUACAAGUCCUGAAUACUUGCCAGUAUCCCACUCUGGAGGAAAGGCUGUGCAGGAAUGGGAUGCACAUGAUCCAAUGUGUUAUUUAGAAGCCACUGAGAAACGGUGUCAAAGUGGAUUUAGAGAGGAACGGGCCUCAGAGAACAACGUGUCAGACGUGAGCCAACGUGAAGAGUUACGAGCAACUGCUGUGAAUGCCUGGGAGGUGGACUGGAUGUUGGAAAAUGAUGUGAGACCAGAGAAAGCAGAGGUCACUGCUCUGACGCUCCAACGACAGCACAGCAACAGCCCCACUGAGCUCUGGUUGGACGCAUGCCAGUAUCUGACAGGUGAGGAAGCAGAAGAUAAGGAGGUUUUGGAUCAACAAGCUAUAAGCAACUCCUUACAAGAGUCAGAUUACAACCCCAGUGACAGUAGGAGGAUUGGCUGGUCACCAGUCAAGAGGUGGUCAUCUGUAGACAGCUGGGCUAGUGCACGUUCAGACUGGACUGGGAUUAUUGAGGAUCCACCAGAAGACAUAACGGCUGCCUUCGCAGAGAUAGGUGCCGAGAUAGAUGCUUUAACACAAGCACUACGGGAGGUGACCACGCACAGAGAACCAGAGGUUUUACAAGAAGAUCCAAGGGUAACGGUGGAGGAGGAAAAACAGAGAACCAUGGGUGUGCAGGAUCAGCCUUUUAAGACUUCAGAUAUCCCAGAGGGGUCCGUCUCUUCUGAACAAAGCUGUCUUUCUUUGUGCCUUGAAGCUUCAAGACCUAAACUGUGCAAAAGAGAAGGCACCAAGGGUGUCAGAUCUCUGGGUAAAUUCGAAGGAGAACUAGAUCCAGAAGAACCCUCUUCAUGCUCAGCUCCUGAAAACUCAUCAGCAGGUUCUUUCUCUGUGAGAGCAGAAUCUAAUGCUGAGCUGAUGGAGGUCACAAUCAACGCUGGGUCUGUGUCUUCAGGUUGUUUGGAUCUACCGCAGUUUGAUAGAUAUUUGAAAUCAUUUGCUCAAGAUUUAUUUUCCAGCAAAGAAGACCAUCCAAUUGAGUUAAAAAUAACAGAAGAUGUAGAUCUGGACACACAAAGAGAGGUAGUGCUUGAGGAGGGUUUUGGAGACAGCCUGUUUAAACUGCCAAGUGAAUACACCUUCUCCCAACAGAGCUCUGUGACUGAGGAGCAUUUUAAAGGAAACCGGGGUCAAACAGAUUGUAGGGUAUUCUCUACAGAUAUUCAUAAAAAUUCAAACGAGCCAGGUGUGGACUCAGGUAUAAAUGUCUCUUUUAACAUUUGUUCAGACUCAGUUGGAGCAAGAAAGGUGGAGUCAUAUAGUCCUGAGCUUAUUAUGUGCUUAGAUCCUGUCAGUGGCGACUCUGCCCUCGUCUGUGAGACAAACAGCAGCUUGGAAGGAGAUCAAAGUUACACCGAAACCUGCCUGAGUGACAGCAUUGAUUGUUGUCAUGUACCAGACUACUCAACCUUUCCGACCCUGGGUGGAAUUACCGACGAGCAAUUUUUGGAAGGUCACAAGGAGCUGAUUCAUAAAACGCAGAACAUAAUAAACACUGCUGAGAAAGUCUCUCCAGAUGAACUACAGGAGGUAGAACCUGAAGAGCCUGUGUGGCCGUUCCUCUCUGUGACUGCCGACAGCAGAGACCUAGCGAGGUUCACCGUUUUUCCUGGAGACCAUCUUUUCAUAUCAGAGAAAGAUUGUGUUGCUUGCAUCACUUUAGAUCUGAACGAUCCAUUUGUCCCCUGGAUAUCGGAACCAAUCUUUACAACCACUGAAUCUGAGCUAAGUCAGCUGGAAAUGCCUCACAAAACCUCCAAGAAUUCCUCAGAUAAAACACGCACCAAAAAGGAGAAGUCAGCUCUUAAUCAUCAUGGUGCACAGGCUCCCAAAAAACAAGAGAGUACACCUCUGCACAUUUCCAACCAGCAAACCUGGAAACAACAAGAAAGCUCCCCAGCAACAGGGGAAAAUCAUAUUAUUGAAAACAAUAGGCUUGAAGUCAAUGAGGCUGAAAUUGCUAUGGAGAACAUUGUGGGAACUGAAAAGGGUACAGGCAAGCCACACGGGAAGAAGAAGAAGAAACACGGUCAUAAAGCAGCAGGUAAACAAGAAGCAGAGGCAUCCGUUGAUCUGGAACAUGGAGCAAAGGCAAAAACUACGAAAGGAAAGGUUGAUAUGUUUGAGACCAAGCUUGGGAUUAAAGGUGGGAAAGCUCAGCAGGAUGUAAAACAGGCAGCUAAAACCCAACAGCCAGAUGAUAUGGUGCCCCAGCAAGCUCCACGUCUCACAAAUGAUGAUGUUGUUAAAAAACGACGUGUGUCAGGGGAUAAAUUUGGAAAGAUUCUCAGUGUUUUGGAGUCUAAACUACCAAAGGCAGAUGCCUCAUUAAGAGCAAAAGAGGAAGAGACCCAGACAGAGAUCACAGCUGCUCAGAAGAAAACAUACAGUGAUGUGGUCAAACAGAAGAUCCCUCCAAAGGAAGAUCCAAAGGUGGUGGAGUCCAUCCAGGCAGUGUCAGUGAGCGGAGACCCUCAGAGUCUGUGUCUCUGGUGUCAGUUUGCUGGGGUCCACUCAGACUACACUGUAACAUGGAGCAGAGACACCACACCACUGGCUCAGGUUAACAGAAGUGCAGGAGAUGAGAGCAGAGUGUCAUUGAUCAUCAACAAUGCUACCCAUAAAGACCUGGGCAAGUACGUGUGUCAGCUAAGCUGCUCUCAUGGUUCAGUCUACCUGGACUACGUGCUAACGUAUGAAGUUCUCAGUGAGAUUGUCAUACCUGCUUCUCCAAAAUUCCUUUCAUCUGUGGCUGAAGAAUUGUGCAGUGAAGAGGAGGACGCCCACUGCUCAAGACUCUUGUUCAAAGAGGAUUUUUUGUCGGAUCAGUACUUUGGAGAGAACCACCCCAUCAGCAUCCUCACUGAAAAGGUUCACUUUGGGGAGGGGAUGCAUCGGCGCGCUUUCCGGACUAAGCUCAAGGCAGGUCAGAUUCCCCUGUUAGUUCCAGGAAACUCAUGCGUUCUCAAGGUGCACAACUCUAUCAGCUAUGGGACCAAAAACAAUGAUGACAUCCUUCAGAAGAACUUCAAUUUGGCUGUAGAGGAGUGUCAGGUUCAGAACACAGCAAGGGAGUACAUAAAGGCUUACACAUCAGCAGCUCAGUCUGUCGAAGCCUUCGGAGACGUCCCAGAGAUCAUUCCCAUCUACCUGGUCCACCGUCCAUCCAAUGACAUCCCCUAUGCAACACUAGAAGAGGAGCUAAUAGGAGACUUUGUGAAGUAUUCGGUGAAGGACGGUAAAGAGAUCAACGUGAUGAGAAGGGACUCAGAGGCAGGGCAGAAAUGCUGCGCUUUCCAGCACUGGGUGUACCACAACACAGAGGGCAAUCUGCUGGUUACUGACAUGCAAGGAGUUGGCAUGAAGCUUACUGAUGUGGGAAUAGCAACUUGUAAGAAAGGGUAUAAGGGAUUCAAAGGAAACUGUGCCACCUCUUUCAUUGACCAGUUCAAAGCUUUGCACCAGUGCAACAAGUAUUGUGAGAUCCUGGGACUGAAACCCCUUCAGCCAAAACCUAAAAAGGUCCCUGCUGCUCCAAAACCCAAACCCCCACCAUCAACUGUCCCUAAAAAGAAGACAUUUGGGCCAACAAUGAAGAAUAAGUCAUAACAUCAGGUCUCUACACUCUCUUUGACGCUGUUUCUGGCAAAUUAACAAGUUCGAUGUUGCAGGAUGCAGAAGGACUAAAAAGACAACUUACUUUGAAAGAAGAUACUCCCAUACCAUUGGAGCCUGCUUUUUUAAUCAAAACAGUUAAUAGGAAGCAUUGUAUGUUUUUCUUGUUACAAAUCUUACCUGUAUCCUGGUGUUUUUAUGACUAAACUCUCUGAAAACCUGUGAUAUAUUAGGUAAUACUUAAUCAGUGAUAUACUGUCAUGUCUUAGACUGCUUGGCUAUGGAUCGGUUACAAAGGAUUUAUUUCAUUUCUUUUUUAUUGUAUUUUCCAACUCUUAUUCAAUUAUUAGGAAAAAAUUUGUUUUACUAGACAGUAUAACUGCGUGCUUUUUAUUUCUUUGAUUUGUCUAUUGGCAAAGCUGAAAGAAAUUGAUCGACCUCUUACUUUGGUGGAACUUGGACUAAAAUCUUGAUACUUUUAUUUUUAAGAAAUAUGUUUUUGAAAUAGUUUAUUAAUGUGUGUUUAAUAUUGUAAAGUACUUAAUUCAGGUAGGGUUCAUUUGAAAUAUCUGAAAUAGGUUUUAGAAUAUGAUUACUGGAUUUAUACAGGGUUGAAGUGUUCAGUGUAAUGGAUACAGAAGCUCUGUAUGAAUCCACUAUAAUAUGUUAAUUAGUUCUGCUAUUUACUGUCAACAUUAAAAUGUAAUGAUCUAAUAGUGUAUCAAUAUUGAAUCAUGUUACAUGAUUUUCCAUGUUUGUAGUGACAUACCUUCUUAACAUUUGAGGUUAAAAAAAAAAGCUGGUUGCAUAAGUGUCAAAGCAUUAAAACAACCAAUUUUAAAGAACCUUAUGAUUUUAUUUUGGCAUUUAAUCCAAUUUACCAUCAGAUACAGUGAAUAUAAACAAUGACAAAGCAAACAAGAAAAUGGCAUUAAAGAAAGAUAGAAAAGGAUUGUAAAAAGUUGAACAGGGUUGCUAUAAAAGAACUCACUUCUCAAAGUGAAGCACAGUGGUGGUGGCAUUAUGCUUUGUGGUUAGUAUUCUUUGUAUGAACCUGUUUAUCAUGUUGGAUGAAGUGAUGAAUGGUUUCAAAUUCCAGGUAGUUACUAACCUGAAUCUUAGUAGCUUUGCAUGGAUACACCUUUAUUUUUGUAUUCACCCCACUAGAGUUAAAUAUGACAGAAAACCUGAUGUGGCAUGCUGACAGACAAAUAAAAAAGGUGCGUUAGCAAAGUAUUAUUUGAAGUGUGUGCACUCUUAUGUGACCAGGUUAUUUCAGCUGUUUUAUUUUUCACAUUUUAGUUUAAUCCCUUAUUUUUCACAUUUGUAUUCAUAAGUUAGAUUUUAUUGUUUGUUUAGCCCAGGAUAUAAAUGCUUAACCAAAAUUUGUCCUACAGAAUAAUUAAAUUCAAAUUUAAGAUUAUAUUCAAAUUUUACCAUCUAAAGAACUUUUUUUUUAUUUGCUGGAUUUAUGAAAGAUUAAUGGUUAAAAAUGUGCAAAAUUAUUUAUUUUUACCAUCACAAAAAUCUGGAUUAAUCCAGAUUAAUAAAACCUAGGAGCCUGUAGAUGUUCAUAAUCCUUUUCUAACUUAUAUAAAUGAGCAAAGCUACAAACGUGUACGGUCAACAUUUUGUUACUGCUUGCAAAUCUCUAAAGGAAUUUAUGACUACUUUUUCCAUAAUAGAAUAAUUAUGAUGCUGAAGAGUCAAUA
Cyprinodon variegatus (sheepshead minnow) is the source of this 6107-nucleotide messenger RNA. It is a transcript of the gene alpk2, whose product is annotated as alpha kinase 2. Gene Ontology annotation, molecular function: protein serine/threonine kinase activity; ATP binding. The record is from RefSeq and is a predicted model, not a curated record. The coding region runs from base 229 to 4389 and encodes 1386 amino acids. The transcript has 11 exons. Lineage: Eukaryota; Metazoa; Chordata; Actinopteri; Cyprinodontiformes; Cyprinodontidae. Gene Ontology annotation, biological process: protein phosphorylation.